Molecule: messenger RNA, 5781 nt
Organism: Vidua macroura (Pin-tailed whydah)
Lineage: Eukaryota; Metazoa; Chordata; Aves; Passeriformes; Viduidae
Product: DNA polymerase nu-like
Exons: 30
Coding region: 426-4682 (1418 amino acids)
Biological process (GO): centrosome cycle; double-strand break repair; DNA-templated DNA replication
Cellular component (GO): mitotic spindle; centrosome; HAUS complex
Molecular function (GO): DNA binding; DNA-directed DNA polymerase activity
Source: RefSeq, a predicted model, not a curated record
CACCGCGCGCGCGGCGGGCGGUUCGAGCUGCGGGCGCUUCCCCGAACCUCCCCUCAGCCUUCCCCGAGUCUUCUCUCACCCCUCCCUCGGCCUUCCCGCCGCCGCCCCGUACCCUCCCUCAGCCUCCCCUCCGCCUUCCCUCUCCUUUCCCCUCCUUUCCCUCAGCCCUCCUCUGUGGCUCCCUUCAGCCUUCCCGCCAUUUCCCGCCUCGCUCCCCUCCCCUCGAGCCGCCGCUGCGGCAGAGCAGAGCGCUGGGAGGAAACUUUAAAACAAAGGUUUAGAAGACAAGAUUCUCCUUGCUGUUGAGACUCUUUUUAUUAAAAUACUGAAUAUUCAUUUUAAAUGGCAAAAAAAUUAAAGCUGGAAUAAUACCCUAGACUUUUUCAUGUAUUUGGAUCUUGUCUGCUUACAAAAAUAUUUUCAUCAUGAGCUGUGGAAAGGAUUUUGUGGAAACUCUUAAAAAAAUUGGAUAUCCAAAGGCUGAUGAGCUUAAUGGAGAAGAUUUUGACUGGAUGUUUGAGUCUUCAGAAGACAGAUCAUUUUUGGAGUGGUUUUGUGGAAACAUAAAUGGGCAGCAUGUGGUAUCUGAAGAAGAACUGCAAGAUUUUGAUAAUCUUCUCCAGUGUGGUAAGCCUGUUUUGGAAGGAAACGCACUGGAUGAAGUCCUUGAAACCUUGGAGCCCAUGGGUUCAACAAACAGUAGCCAAGAGGAAGACAGGGAAGAAGUGGAGAAAUUAGAGGAUGAGCUUCAAGCUCUUCAAAAGUUAAAAAGCCUUCAAAUUCAUCGGCAUAAUAAGCUUCAGCUGUUGGUUACUACAAACAGCCAGUUGUUACAAACAUUCCAAAGCAGAGAGGAAGAAGCACGGAAGGAUUGGAAAGAAGGACUGGAAGUUUUUACUGCAGCAAAUAAUAAGCUUGACAAUGAACUGCAGUCUCUUAUAGCUGCAGUGAAGGAAUUUGCCUCUUUCUUCACUGCUUCAGAUUCAGCACAGGGGUCAGAUGCACAUCCAAUGUUUUUUUCCCAACUUUCUUUGGACAGAUACUUGUCUGUGGAAGAACAAAACACUGCAGCACUUACAUCACACAUAAAAAAGCUUUUUUAUGAAGCUAUGUCUAAAUGCGCUGAAAAUUCACAUGAAGGCAGCUUUCAACUUGAAGAUUUAAUCAAGCAAGUCCCUUUUGAUGAGGCUAAUGAAGUUUGUGAAGAGAGGCAAGAGAUAGCCAGGCUCCAGGCAGCGUAUAUUUGUGGUCAGAACCAGCUAAUUCAGCUGCAAGCUGAAGAGGAGGGCAUGAAUUCAGCUAUCCAGUGUGCAGAGAGCCUGCUGCAGUCCUUGGACAAGGAUAUUGGACAACAAGAAAACAUUGAUGCUAAAAUAUCUAGUUUAAGUGCUGAAAUUUCAGCAAUUAAACAAGAUAUAGCUCAGAUAAAUAAUGAAGAGCUGCUUCCCCUUCUUAAGAAGAAAGCACAACUUUUGACCGCACCAGUGGUGAAAGAAUACUUAGAUCACCAAAUUGCUCGGCAGGACUGUUAUGCUGCAAUUCAAGAUAAAAUAGGCAGGCAUUUGAUAAGACAGAAAACAUCAUUUGAACUUAUUCAGCUGGCCUGUGAAAUGGAGAUGAAGAAACACCAGGAGAUCAGCUGCCAACUUGAGAAUUUGGUAGAAUCUCUGAAGCAAAGCACUGAUGAGUUACAGCAGAGACUACAGGUGAUAGCUGAACGAACUGAACAGGCAAAGCCAAGGAGCACUAUUGGUUCAGAGGAUGGUUUAUCUUGCAGGCUGUAUCAGCUCCUGGAAGGAGGAAGUAAAAAGCAACAAUUGUUUAAAACAUACAAAAGCCUGGAGCAGAUGGCUCAGAAGUUGAAGCAGGACUGUGCUAGAGUAGAAGAUCAGCUGGCAGCAUCUGCUCAAGAGCAGUCUCUCCUUUUGUCCAGCCUAGAAGGGGAUGUGGAUGCCCUUCAUGAUGCUCUCUACUGUGGAACAAAUCAGAUACAGCUCCGGAGUCCGGAACUUAAUGAGCAGUUUCACCAACUGAAAGUGGAUUUAGAUGAGCUAAAUCGUCUCCUUAAGGAUCUGGUUGCUGAUUUGAAGUCGAAGAGAAGCUUUUUAGAGUCCAAUAGGCUGCUUCAGAUGGAAAGAGACUUUUUAACCUUAGAAAUGGAGCGGUACAUAGGAUGUGAGAUUUCUAAAGUGCCUUUAUCUAAUAUUGCUCAGAGGAUUAUGACAGCUUUGCAGUCUAUUCCUGUAGAAGCUCAGACUAACAGAGAAAAUAACCAGAGUGUAGAGAAGACAAAGGAAAAUAAACUAGGUUUUAAGGAUGCACAUCUGAGAAAUGAAAAGGAGGAUUGUGAUUCCAGAAUUGCCAUAUUAAAAACAACUGUCAGCCCUGAAAAAAGAACAGCUGGUCAGAUAGUCAGGACAGUGCAUAGGGAUAAAAUACUUGGCUGUCAAGAUACCAAAAUAUUGAGCUGUUACCAGGAUUCAGGGUUCCCAAAAUGGAGAUGUCAAGAAAAAAGUCUUUCAGUAGAAGAAAAAAACCUGAAGGAUGAGGAAAACAAAAUAGCUAUUCCUCUUAAAAGAAAGCAAGAUGUGUCUAUAUCUUGUUCAGAGAAAACAAGAAGAUUGCAUGUAAAUACCUACAUGUUCUUACAUGAAAGAAGCUGUACUCCUGGGCAAAAAAAGUCUUCUGGAAAGUAUCCUUGUGAUAUCAGCAGUUUAGGAUGUGAAGAAAAAAGCAAACUCCUUGCAACUAUACAACAGGCAGCAGCUUUUAUCACUACUAUGAUAUUUCAAGAUGGUUCUUCACAACUCAACUCUGAGCAGGCCUCUACCUCAUCAGUAAAAGGAGUUGUUGUGCUGGUGAAGAAUCAGACUGAUCAGCCUUGUCCUCCAGGUCACACUUCAACUGGCUAUACUUGGAAUGCUGCAAAUGAAAAUGAUAAAUUAAUUUAUUUAAAAACUGAACAGUCAUCUCUCUGGGACCAAGAACAAGUUCACAAGAAAUUUUCUUGGCAAGUGUUGUUUCAAAUGCUGCAGUGCAAAGUUCCAAUAAUUUGCUUCAAUGCAAAAGAUUUCCUGAGGACUCUACUUCAAAUUUAUGGUAAUGAAAUCAGCUGGAAACAAGUUGCCAAUAGUGUCGUGUUAGAUCCAAGGAUUGCAGCAUGGCUGAUAAACCCCAGUGACACAGUUCCUUCCUUUGAGUGUUUAAUACAGAAGUAUUUUGAAAAGCCUUUUUCAAAGGGAGCAGAAAAUACAGAUACAGGCACUUUGAGAAAUAUAUCUUAUCAAAACUUAGGUGUGAACUUGGAGAAGCUUUAUAAUGUAAUGAUGGACCUUGCUCAUGGCUUAAAGGCUCAAGGUUUGUGGAACUUAUUUUGCACAUUAGAGCUUCCACUUAUCAAAAUUCUGGCAGUGAUGGAAACACACAAAAUAUAUGUGAACAAACAAGAACUGAAAAAAACAUCAGAGAUUCUAGGGUUGCGGCUCAAAGAGCUUGAACAGGAGGCUCAUGAGGUUGCUGGAGAACGAUUCCUUUUGACCAGCAGUUGUCAGCUCCGAGAGGUACUAUUUGAUAAGUUAAAGCUCCAUACGCUGUGUGAGAAACUUCACAGAACUGAAAUACAACAGCUCGUAUCCACCUCAGAAGUUGUGCUAAAUAAAUUGCAAGAUCUUCAUCCUUUGCCUAAGAUAAUUUUAGAAUACCGCCAGGUUCAUAAGAUGAAAUCAACCUAUGUGGAUGGACUACGAACGUGCAUGAAAAAGGGAUUCAUUUCCUCCACUUGGAAUCAAACAGGAACUGUGACUGGCAGACUUUCAGCCAAACAUCCUAACAUUCAAGGUAUCUCUAAACAUCCAGUUACAAUUACAAAGAAACAGUACAUAAAAGGAAAAGAAGAGGACAUAAUAACUAUUUCCCCAAGAACAUUGUUUGUUUCAAAAAAAGGAUGUACAUUUUUAGCAGCAGACUUUUCCCAUAUUGAGUUAAGGAUCCUUGCUGACUUAUCAUCUGAGCCAGAACUUCUGAAACUGUUUCAAGAACCUGAAAUCACUGAUAUCUUUGCUACACUGGCUUCUCAGUGGAAAGGGAUUCCAAGUGAACAAGUGAAACAUGCUGAUAGAGAGCAAGCAAAGCGUAUCGUUUACUCUGUGGUUUAUGGAGCAGGUAAAGAACGUCUCGCUGACUGCUUGGGAAUUACUCCUGUUCAAGCCAGUCAAUUUAUAGAGAGUUUUAUGCAAAAAUACAGGAAAGUACAUGAAUUUACAAAGAAAACCAUUGAACAGUGCCGGAAUAAAGGUUAUGUGGUUUCCAUAAUGGGACGCAAAAGGCCACUGGCCAAUAUCAAUGCACAGGAUUACAAGCUACGCACUCAAGCAGAGAGGCAGGCUGUAAAUUUUGUUGUUCAAGGCUCUGCAGCUGAUCUUUGUAAAAUGGCUAUGGUGAAGAUUUUUGCCUCUAUUGUCAUUUCUCCAACUUUAACAGCCAGGUUAAUUGCCCAGAUCCAUGAUGAAUUGUUGUUUGAAGUAGAAGAUUCUCAAAUCCAGGAAUUCUCAGCACUGGUAAAAAGAAUAAUGGAGUCCCUGCAGCAAACCACAGCCUUGGAAGUACCACUGAAGGUUCCCUUGAAAGUGAUUCUCACCACUGGGAAAUCAUGGGGGUGUAUGACAGAAUUGCAGGAGAUGUAAAGCAGUCAUUGGGGAUGUUAUUCAGUACCCAAACACCUCAUUGGCCUGUGCUGAUUCCUCGCUGAAUCACUAGGCAACAGCGCUGCUGGAUCUUUCAUAAGCACCUAAUACUCUGCAUGUGAAUUUUUUUACUUCAUUUUGUCUGUAGCCCUAGGCAACAGCAGUGAGAUAAAACUGGUUUUUACCAGUUCAUUGUGUUUCCUUUAGCCAAGGUAUCCAGCAGGGAGCUGCUUUUGUUCACAGCUAAAUUACUACAUGUGAGAAAUGAAACAAGACAGUAUUAACCCUUUGGGAGCAUUACAAAUAUAUUUGAGUUACACAGAUGUUCAGACUUUAAUGUUAAAUAUUCUUGUGAAGUGCUUGUGUAAAAAUACUUAUAAGCUGGCAGUAUUUGAACUAUGUCAGAUGCUUAACUAUUGUGUUCAGCUUAUUUUGUAUUUUGUGAGUAGAAUGUAGCUGCUUGGUGUUCAUCACAUAUUAAAUGUCCUGUUCUUCAGUCUUAGAAAAAGAGUAAAUGAACUUAAUUUUUUUCUACAAUUUUGGAGCAAAACAGGUAAACAAAACUAGAAGCUUAAAUGUAUUUAUAAAAAGGAGAUUGUUUCCAUUCAAUUAAUUUCAAACUGAGUUUGCACCAUAGCCUUAGCAUACUUUAGAUAAAGUAUUACAGUUUUGCCUAAUCUAUUAUUUUUAUUACUGAUAUAAUGAUAAAUAUUGUUUAGAUAAAUUUCAGGAUUCAUCCUUAUCCUUUUUAGGAUCCAGGCUUUUACUUCAAUGUUUGGAUUUUUUAUUAAUAAUUUGGUUUUCUGUAGAGUUUAUUCUUCAAAUGAGAUUUGUUUCAUAACAUUACUGUUUUACAAAUUCUGUCUCUGUGCUUGUGGAAUAUGAAAUUGUCCUUGAAGUCUACUAAUUAUUCAGAAGUUGAAGUCAAGCACAAAACUUUUAAGAGUUGUUCAGUAUGUUUCAGCAUUAGACAUCAAAUUAUCACAGUAAUACAAUUUAAAUUCUAGAACUGUAUGAUUGUAAAGAUUUUGCAGCAUUUUUAAUUUGUAUAAUUAAUUAAUUUUACUUUGCACUUAAAGCCAUUAAACUAUUAAACAUU